AUGGCACAGCUCUACCCGGAAACACCAACUCGCGCCCUGGCCUCUGUAUCUGCACCGUACCUCAAUAACCCAUGGGCACCUGAGCCGCAAGGUCCUCUCAGUCCUCUGCAAACACCCACUCAUUUUCCACCGGCUGAAAGCACUUACCUGAGGACUGGAACGUACCAACCCACAGGUUUCCAUACCCCAGUUCCUCUCUCUCCGGCUCUUCCAACUGUUCUUGAACAAAUGGAGACGGAAAGCACGGAUCAUUCGGGAAGUGAACCUGCCGAAAUUUGUUUCCUUUGGAACCAAACUCAGCUCAUGGAAGCCAUCCACCUCAUGGCCAGGAACAUGUCGAAUAUGCCCAUGAUGCAGCCGCAUCAAGAGCCGACUCCUCGGCCCAAGUUGAAGGCUCCGGAUGUGUUCGACGGUACAAGCGCCCAAAAGUUGGAUCCCUUCCUCAUCCAGUGCAUGAUGUAUAUUUCGCUCCGGCCCCAUGAGUUCACCACCGAAGACUCCAAGGUCAGCUUCAUUAUGUCGUACUUAUCUGGCUCCCCCUACAACUGGUUCCAAUCACAAAUCACUGCCGCCCUCGAAACCGGUAUGACCCAGCCGCUUCCGUGGCUUUCAGAUGUUGCGCUCUUCAUUCAGGAGCUCAAGCAACUUUUCGGCCCACGAGAUCUGGUUGCAGAUGCCGUUAACCACCUCGAGAAUCUCACCUUCCGAGACUCCGGCAAAGCAACACAAUACACCUUGGAAUUCAACCAGUAUGCGGGUCACACAGGAUGGAACGAACGAGCCCUUUAUCAUCAGUACUACAAAGGACUUCCGAACUGGAUCAAGGACAAAUUUCCUCAUAUGGGCAAGCCAACCACCCUCAUUAAACUCGAUCAUCGCUAUUGGGAGCGCCAAAACGAGAUCAAUCGCGAAAAGCGCAAAGACAACGCCAACAGCAAGUCCGGCACCAGCAACAACAACAGCAGCAACAACUCCGGCUCAUCAAACUCCAAAGGCAACUCAGCCGGGUCGUCUUCCGGCUCCGGCUCUUCGAACUCCAAGUCCGGCUCCAACUCCAGCAACAACAGCAAGGAUAAGGAUAAGUCAAAAUCCAAAGGCUCUUCUUCGGAUAAGCCGAAUCCUCUGGCUGACAAGUUGGGUGCCGACGGAAAGCUCAAGCCUGAGGAACAUGAACGCCGGCUCAAGGGAGGCCUCUGCCUCUUCUGCGGCAAAGCUGGCCAUGUUGCUUCCAACUGUCGCAAGCGUAACUCCGCCAAAGGUCAUGCCUCGUCUACUAUGGCCGCUCCUCCUUACACCGCUUCCGCACCUGCCGCUCCAGCUGUGAAGGACACUAAGUCUGGAACAGCAAAAGACUUGGUAGAUUCUGGCUCCACUCAUUGUUUCAUUGACACUAAUUUCGUAUCUAUACAUAAUGUCUCCACUUACGAUAUACCUCCUUUAGCCUUACGCCUCCUUGAUGGGACUGUUAACACUUGGAUAACCCAAGCUGCCGACAUCCCUAUCCGAUAUCCGACCGGUGACAUUCUCUCCUCGACCUUCUUUGUCACUAAACUGGAUUCUUCAUGUGCCCUAGUGUUUGGAUACAAUUGGCUGUGUAAUUACAAUCCGUUGAUUGACUGGACCGCAGGCCUUUUACAUUCUUUCCAACGUCUUCCGCAAUCCGAGGCUCUUCCGAGUCUAUCGGGCCGUUCGGCUUCUGCCUUACCGCCCACUCCAGUCAUUGCCGAGUCACUUCCAGUCCCUCCUAUUCCUCCUAUCCCACCUACUCCUUCCCUUCCUUAUGAACCUUCUCCCAAACCAUCCACUCCCUUGCCUCACGUUUCCCUCAUCAACGCAGUCGCCUUCGCACGCGCCUGCCGUCUUCCGGGGUCAGUCUCGUUCCAACUGGCCCUAUCCGGCGACGGUUCGGUCUUGGCUCGCUCUUCGGCUACCAACAACCCGGAACCCGUUGACCUCUCUUCCGUCCUGGAAGACUACCACGAAUUCCCGGACGUGUUCAGCAAAUCCAAGGCCGACACCCUCGCACCUCAUCGUCCCUAUGACCUCAAGAUCGACCUCGAGGAAGGUGCCGAGCCGCCCCUCGGCCGGAUGUAUUCUCUCUCCCCUACCGAACUUCAAGCCUUGCGAGAGUUCCUGGAAGAGAAUACUCGAUCCAAGUUCAUCCGACCAUCCAACUCGUCUCACGGAGCCCCUAUCCUCUUCGUUUGGAAGAAGGACAGCUCUCUUCGGCUCUGUGUUGACUACCGCGGCCUUAACAAAGUCACCAAGAAGGACCACUAUCCCCUCCUGCUCAUCUCCGACCUGUUGGACGCUCCUGGCAAAGCCAAGGUUUUCACCAAGAUCGACCUUCGGCAUGCCUACCACCUGGUCAGAAUUGCGGAUCGCGACAAAUGGAAAACCACAUUCCAGACCCGCUACGGCUCAUUCGAAUGGAGGGUUAUGCCGCUCAGCUUAUCCAAUGCUCCGGCUGCUUUCCAGCGAUUCAUGAACAACAUCUUCUCGGAUCUCAUCGAUAUUUCGGUUAUCGUCUACCUGGAUGACAUUCUCAUUUACUCUUCAGAUCUCGCCUCGCACAAGGAACAUGUCAAGGAAGCACCCGAUCGUGUUGAGUACCUCGGCUAUAUUCUUUCGGCUGACGGUCUCUCCAUGGCGGCAGACAAGGUCAAGAUCAUCCAGGACUGGCCCGAGCCACGGAAAGUCAAGGACAUUCAGUCCUUCCUCGGCUUCGCCAAUUUUUAUAGACGGUUCAUUUACAAUUAUUCUGACAUCUGCGUUCCUCUCACCCGGCUCACUCGGAAAGGUGUUCCCUUCAAGUUUUCUGAUGAAGCCCGGGAAUCGUUCAACUACCUCAAGAAAGCCUUCACUACAGCUCCUGUCCUCACCCAAUGGAUUCCGGAUCGGCCCAUCAUCCUUGAAACCGACGCUUCCGACUAUGCCCUUGCUGCUAUCCUCUCUAUCGAGCUGACCAAUGGAGAAAUCCACCUGGUUGCUUUCCACUCCUGUAUCACUACCUGGAAGGCUCGCACUCCCAUUGACAUUGUUACCAACCACAAGAACCUUGAGUAUUUCACUACCACGAAACUCUUGAACUGUCGGCAGGCACGUUGGUCCGAGUACCUAAGUCAGUUCAACCUCAUCGUUCGCUUCCAACCCGGCAAGCUUGGCGCCAAACCGGAUGCCCUUACUAGACGAUGGGACGUCUACCUUAAAGAGGGAGGUAGCGACUACGCCACUGUCAACCCCCACAACUUCCGUCCAGUAUUUACCCAGGAACAGCUGGCUACGUCCCUCCGAGCGUCAACUCUGAUCACACCCUCUCUGCGUGGAGCUAUCACCCUCGACAUCGAAAAGCUUCAUGCCGACAUCCGAGAAGCCCUUCCGAACGAUCCGAUCUCUGCCGCUCAACUUCCGGCACCCUCUGACCCCAAGUUCACUCUCUCCCCUGACAGCCUACUACUUCUCAACGAUCAUAUCUUUGUUCUGGACGUUAACAACUUGCGGAUCCGUGUGUUGCAAAUCAAGCACGAUCAUCUGUUAGCCGACUACGUCAAUUCUUGUGUUAUUUGCAACCGAGUCAAGCCGCGCCACCACCAGCCUUAUGGGCUCCUUAAGCAGCUUCCGGUUCCUGAGCGUCCUUGGAAUUCUAUAUCCAUGGACCUCAUUGAGAAGCUUCCGCCUUCCGCUGGUUUCACUGACAUCCUAGUCAUCGUCGAUAGGCUCACAAAGCAAGCUGUGUUCAUGCCGACACAUUCCAACCUCACAGCCGUCAAGUUGGCUGAGUUGUUCGUCCUCAAUGUAUUCUCCAAGCAUGGUGUCCCCUCUCACGUCACUUCCGAUCGCGGUUCCGAAUUUGUCUCGCACUUCUUCCGAGGCCUGGGUAAGGCUCUCGACAUAGAACUGCAUUUCACUUCCGGCUACCAUCCGGAAGGUGAUGGCCAGACGGAACGCACCAACCAAACCUUGGAACAGUACCUUCGAACCUACUGCAACUACCAACAAGACAAUUGGGUCACUCUCCUUCCGCUUGCCGAAUUCGCCUACAACAACGCUCCACACGAUGCCACUGGCGUAUCGCCCUUCUUCACCAACAAGGGUUAUCAUCCAAACUUAGCCGUGCAUCUGGAACGCGACAUUGCCUCUAGCCGUGCUCAAGAGUUCGCUGUUGACCUAGGAGAACUCCACGAGUUCCUUAAGGAAAACAUUCGCAAGUCUCAAAAGCGCUACCAAAAGGCAGCCGACAACCGACGUCUUCCGGCUCCGAACUUCAAGGUUGGCGAUCAAGUUUUUGUCAAAGCUCAAUUCUUCUGA
This is a messenger RNA of Cyclocybe aegerita, 4308 nucleotides long. The record is from the annotation of a GenBank genome assembly. NCBI's taxonomy places the organism in Eukaryota, Fungi, Basidiomycota, Agaricomycetes, Agaricales, Hemipholiotaceae.